ACUAACAAUUAAAAAAUUCCAUCUAUAUGAUUAAAGUCAGCAUAGUGUAACAGUGAUUUAAUUCCCUUUUUUUUUUCAUAUGAUGUUGGGAAAAUUAUGUCCUCUCGUUAAUUUCAUAUUUGGUUGUCUCUGAUAUUAAAUUAUACAUGGCGCAAUAAACCUACUGAUGUACUUGGAUUAUUUUGUGUAGAUUACAGAUUUUGGACUUGCCUUAUAUUUCCCAGAUAAUGUUACUCACCUUUCCAAAUCGAACAAUGAGGGAACUAAAGUGCAAGGGAUCAAAUUACACAAGCUGCGGAUGGACAAUAUACAACUUUUAUUGAUUCCAAAUUACAAAGUUAUAAUGAAGAAGAGAUGCAAAGGAUGAUAUCUUGUGCUGCACACUGUGUUUAUAAAUCUUCAAACUAUCGUCCGAGAAUGAAAGAGAUAGUUCUAGCUCUCGAAGGAUAUAUUCCUCCUAACUCUAUUGACAACCUCCUCCAGCCUAUGGUGCAAAAGCUUCCUAUCAUUUCAGAAAUUGAUGAUGACGACACUGUGGGGUUUCAAGUUUGUAAGCCAAGGAUAUUUACUUAUCAACAACUUGAACGGGCAACUCAAGGUUUCUCCCAAUUUCUUGGUGAGGGUGGUUUGGGUCUAGUUUAUAAGGGAUCCCUAGAUGGCAAAGAUGUUGCCGUAAGGAAGCUUAAAAAUCUUCUAGAUGAACAACAAAAAGAAGAAUUGGAGCAGGUGAUUAAGGUUAUUGGCAGUGUGAGCCACCCAAGUCUUGUUAAGCUGGUUGGGUACUGCAUUGAAGGACCCAAUAGAUUUCUUGUUUUAGAGUUUUUCCCCAGUAACUCAUUGAAAUCUCAUUUACAUGGAAAGGAGACAUUGGCAUGGUCAAAGAGAAUGAAAAUCGCUAUAGACUCUGCAAAAGGGUUGGAAUAUCUCCAUGAAGUUAAAAUCAUACAUGGGGAUAUCAUGACAAAUAAUAUUCUUCUUGACAACAAUUUUAAGCCAAAGGUUGUGAAUUUCGGACUUAUCAUGUUUUAUAGAUACGGCAGAACUGAUGCUUAUGCAGAUCCAGAAGAACAUAAACAAAUAUCUAAAAAAUCAGAUAUUUAUGCUUUUGGUAUUGUGCUUUUAGAACUGAUUACUGGGAGAAAAGCUAAGGAUAAAUGUGUUAAUAUUGUUGAUUGGGCAAGCACCCUAAUAAAACCAGCUUUGAUUAAUGGAGAUUACACGGCUCUUUUUGAUUCUAAAUUGCAAAGCAAUUUCAAACAAAGAGAAAUGGAGCGGAUGAUUUGUUGUGCUGCUGCUUGUGUAUAUAAACCUUUAAAGUUUCGCCCACAAAUAAAAAAGAUAGUUGGAGUUCUUCAAGGAAGUAUUCCUCUCAAGGACAUAUGGAAUGAGAAUGACAAUCAAUUCCUACAAAGUACUAAUGGUACAUUUCUUAUGAAAAAGAAAAUGGCCAAAGAGGGACAAGUGAUUGCCUGCCACACCGUACAGGAUUGGACCGAGCAGGUCGAGAAGGCACAGAAGAGCAAGCAACUGAUCGUGGUGGAUUUUACUGCUUCCUGGUGCCCGCCUUCUGUUUUCAUGAGUCCAAUUCUGGCAGAGUUGGCCAAGAAUAUGCCCAAUGUCACAUUCUUGAUGGUGGAUGUGGAUGAAUUGAGGUCUGUUGCCUUUGAUUGGGCAGUUGAGGCAUUGCCAACUUUUUUGUUAUUGAAAGAAGGAAAAAUAGUUGGCAAGGUUGUGGGUGCCAACAAAGAGCAACUGCAGCUGACCAUUGCAAGGCAUGUCCACAACCAAUUCCUACAAAGUACUAAUGCAAAAACAGAGAAAAUGGCCGAAGAGGGACAAGUGACUGCCUGCCACACCGUACAGGCUUGGACCGAGCUGCUUGAGAAGGCACAGAAGAGCAAGCAACUGACCGUGGUGGAUUUUACUGCUUCCUGGUGCCCGCCUUCUGUUUUCAUGAGUCCAAUUCUGGCAGAGUUGGCCAAGAAUAUGCCCAAUGUCACAUUCUUGAUGGUGGAUGUGGAUGAAUUGAGGUCUGUUGCCUUUGAUUGGGCAGUUGAGGUAUUGCCAACUUUUUUGCUCUUGAAAGAAGGAAAAAUAGUUGGCAAGGUUGUGGGUGCCAACAAGGAGCAACUGCAGCUGACCAUUGCAAGGCAUGUCCACAACCUCCAACCUACGGUAUCCAAGUCUGCUAUCAUUCCAGAAACCAACAAUAUCAUUAUGCCAGGGCAAUUUCCCAAUCAACAAUGGGCAACCGCAACUAAUCAUGGUUUCUCCAACAACGGCAUUUGGACGUCUCAAGUUCACAACCCGCAUAUGUUUUCUUAUCCCACAACGGCAACUAAUAAUGGUUUCCCCGUUGACAUGCCAGGAACUCUGUAUACUAGCAUUAAGUGGUCUCAAGGUGGCACUCCGAACGAGUUCACUUAUGAAACAAUUUAUCAUUAUAAUUAUCCUUAUUAAGUAAGAUUAUUUAAGUGUAGUUAUUAAGUGGAUGAACAAGAGAAUGGUUUUGCCUCUGAGUUUUCAGUAUGCAUUUAAUAACAGCAUUGUGAAUUUAAGGAA
Hevea brasiliensis (rubber tree) is the source of this 2562-nucleotide messenger RNA. RefSeq lists its product as uncharacterized. The record is from RefSeq and is a predicted model, not a curated record. Gene Ontology annotation, biological process: protein phosphorylation. The transcript has 11 exons. The coding region runs from base 355 to 2460 and encodes 701 amino acids. Gene Ontology annotation, molecular function: ATP binding; protein kinase activity. Lineage: Eukaryota; Viridiplantae; Streptophyta; Magnoliopsida; Malpighiales; Euphorbiaceae.